AUGAGUUUUUGCUCUCUACGGAUCGCUUCCAGAUACGUCCUUCCGCUGACUACGAAGUCUCUUCCUCUGUUCUUCAGUCGCCAUCUAAACCAUACAACCAAACUGCAUUUUUAUCUUCUUGGGGGCUCCAUUAUCUCACUUUUCUCUUUAUUCUCUAUAGUAGCGUUGCCAGCUCUUGCCUCUUCAUCACCAUUAUCCACUUCGUCGUUAUCCUCCCCUUCCUUGUCAUUUCUCUCUAUUAUACUUUACUUCUACCUCUCAACUAUUUAUCCUCGGCCUCGUUUUCAUGAUUAUCCAACUCCUCCUCUCUCUACUAGGAUUUCCUCAUCCUCUUCCUCCUCAUCCUCACCCCCCAUUCAUUUCUCUCUACUUGAUAUUAUACCUUUCUUCUUCCUCUCAACUAUUUAUCCUCAACCUCUUCCUCAUGAUUAUCGAACUCCUCCUCAUUCUUCGUUAUUAGUAGAAUUUCUUCUUCCUCCUUCUUCUCUUCAUUUCUCUCUGCUUGAUAUCAUAGUUUUAUUCUUUCUCUGCUUUUUAUCUCAACUAUUUAUCCCCAACCUCCCCCUCACGGUACCUAACUCCUCCACCUCUUCGUUCAUACAACUGCUCCUUCUCCUUCUCCGCUUCAUUUCUUUCUCUUUGAUAUUAUAUUUUUCUUCUUCCUCUUUUUUUUAUCACAACAAUUUAUCCUCAAACUCCUCUUCAUCGUUCUCUAAUUCCUCCUUCUUCAUUAGUACCAUAAUCGUCUUCUUUUUUUCUUCUCGUCAUCUUUAUUUCUUUUUGAUUGACAUCUUAUCUUCUACCUAUUCCUCAGCGUUCUCCAACCCCUCCUCCCUUUGUGUCACAACCAUUUCUGCUUCUCCUUCCCCUCUUCUUAUUGAUAAUUUCUUUUUACUUUCUCUUCUCCUGUUACUUUCACCUCAACUAUUUAUCCUUCUCUCUUCCUCUUACUCCACAUACUCCGCAAACUCUUCUUCACACUUCUUGUUCUCUUCAUUUCCUUCCCUUUGA
Molecule: messenger RNA, 1011 nt
Organism: Acanthosepion pharaonis
Lineage: Eukaryota; Metazoa; Mollusca; Cephalopoda; Sepiida; Sepiidae
Source: the annotation of a GenBank genome assembly